Fusarium fujikuroi IMI 58289 is the source of this 1911-nucleotide messenger RNA. RefSeq names its product related to cytosine C5-DNA methyltransferase. Lineage: Eukaryota; Fungi; Ascomycota; Sordariomycetes; Hypocreales; Nectriaceae. Gene Ontology annotation, molecular function: methyltransferase activity. Gene Ontology annotation, cellular component: nucleus. The record is from RefSeq and is a predicted model, not a curated record. The coding region runs from base 1 to 1911 and encodes 636 amino acids. The transcript is spliced from 2 exons.
AUGCCUAUCGAAAGAAUCGACCUUGAGGCGCAUCAAGAGACGGAUGACGUUAUAUUCCUUUCUGAAGAAUAUCGUGGGACUUUUGGUCGCCGAAGGCGUCUCUCAUCUUGCACAAUUGGAGAUGAGGAUACCAGCAGUCACUCAAAUACCCCAACCCGUCUUCUCGAACAAGAUGAACUUGAGCUUAAGGCAAUAAGACUACUGAAUACGACUAUACAAGCAGACUCCUUCCUUGAAGUACGCCCAUUCUUUUCCGGAAAAUAUCUUGUCGAGUUUAUUCUGGUCAAAAUUCUGGUUCGAUGUCGGUCUACAGAUGUGAUCAAAAUCCGUGGCACGCCCUUCCUGAGAAACCGUUCAGCUUUAGCAAAGCUUCCAAAAAAGCCAAACGAAGUCUGCAUGUUGAUAUGCCGGGAUGAUGACACGAACAACGAAGAAGUAUCAGACAUCAGUACAUCACAAGUGGUUCAAAUGCACACUCUGCUGAUAACCAACACGAAAUACCCCAAUUUCAACCGGUCUGUCUUCAAUCCACAAUAUCCCGCAGAAAGGGGCCGACCUAAUAAGCUGGAGGUUCGUUAUGCUGGGCAAGGGAGCCGUCGGAAGCAGGCUGAAGAAUCUGUUGUUCGUAUUGAUUCCAGUGAAGUCUCACGGAGAGAAUAUAGAAUUUCCAACGAGAUACUCCGCAACAGAUGGCGAGGAACUACCGUCAAAGGAGGCUCAUGGAACCCCUUUUUUGGCGGUCACCUUAUCGACCUGGAGUCUGAGCGGCCCAACGAAGAAGAUCGAAGCCACGGUCAACAGUACACAAUAUUUGACUCUUGUUCCGGUGCCGGCGGAGUAUCGCGAGGAGCCCUCAUGGCUGGUUUCAAAGUCCGAUAUGCGUUGGAUAAAGCACCAGAGGUUUGGGAUACCUACCAAGCAAAUUUCCCUGAAACCGAACUAUUCAAGAUGUCCCUUGACCAGUUUCUAUCCAGCGCGCAGACGAGCCAUUUGCGAGUUGAUGUUCUGCACUUUUCUCCGCCCUGUCAAUUCUUUUCGCCAGCACACACGCACGCAUCAGAACAUGAUGAUGCAAAUAUUUUUGCGUUAUAUGGCUGCAAUCAACUACUCAAGAAGUUGCGUCCCCGUAUCGUCACUGUGGAACAAACAUUCGGGCUUACGCAUGACCGGCACGAGGAGUACUUCAAUGGCUUCCUCGGGGACUUCACACAGCAUGGCUACUCCAUACGCUGGAGAGUCAUAAAGCUCUGUACGUGGGGAGCUGCUCAAGACCGGAGACGCCUAAUCAUCAUUGCCGCUGCACCUGGAGAGAGACUUCCAACCUUCCCCCAGGCUACACACAAUCAGGAGGGCGGCAACGGACUGCUGCCCUACAAUAGCAUCGGAAAGGCGCUAAGGGGUAUCCGCGCAGGAGACGAUCUUCAUGACCUUGAUAAUGUCCAUUAUUUCGAUCCACCAAGAGCGCCAUAUGACCCAGAGCGCCUGGCAGGGACCAUCACCACUGGCGGAAGUGAUUUUUACCACCCUGACGGCUCACGAAAGCUCACUCUUAGAGAGUAUGCAAGCUUACAGGGAUUUCCGAAGUCGCAUCAGUUCCUCGGUACUAAAACAUCCAUCAAACGGCAGAUUGGAAAUGCCUUUCCCCCAAACACAGUCCGUGUUCUCUACAAACACUUAGAACAAUGGCUCUUGAACGAAGACCACAUGAAGCCAUUCACCAACAACCAGGAAACCAUCCUCAUUGAGGAUGAUUCCGAUACAACGGCCAAUCUUACGGAUGAUUCUGAGAAUAGGUCACGCCACUCUCCGGAUAUGAUGGACGGAAAUAUUGUUGAGACUUUCGAUAUACAACAACAUCGACGCGGCAGAGACCGAUGGGCAGUCGAGGACAUGGUGAUUGACUUGACCUAG